Eublepharis macularius is the source of this 7832-nucleotide messenger RNA. Its product is annotated as meiosis-specific coiled-coil domain-containing protein MEIOC-like. NCBI's taxonomy places the organism in Eukaryota, Metazoa, Chordata, Lepidosauria, Squamata, Eublepharidae. The coding region runs from base 6 to 2759 and encodes 917 amino acids. The record is from RefSeq and is a predicted model, not a curated record. The transcript has 8 exons. Gene Ontology annotation, biological process: male meiosis I; mRNA stabilization; meiotic cell cycle. Gene Ontology annotation, cellular component: nucleus; cytoplasm.
CCAAGAUGGUGGCUGACGGUGCUCGUUCUGUGGCCGUCCCGCUCCCAGGAGGGACCCCUCCGCCUGAGGUGAAACCCAUGGUUAAGAAUUUGAAUUUCUGCUUGUUUGGAAAUGCUGCACAUUGUGAAAACAGGAGCUGCGAGGAGGACCCAGUUAAGCAAAGUGAAACGUUCAGUUAUUACAAGCCACAGGUAAACAGCGCUAAGCAAGAAAUGAACACACAGUUGUUCUCUCCCUUGUUUGGGGGAAUUACUAAUACACCACCCAAUGUGGAAUCUCCCCAGUUAUACAGUAGCUGGUCAACAUGUGGAGAUGAGACCAGUGCUGUUGCUUCCUUGCAAGACUGCAGGAAAAAAAGGGCACAGAUAAAUCUGUCAUACUCUGGUAGCGGGCCUGAUAUGUUUGGUUUAGUGUCAAGCAUCUUGGAGGAACCAAACAAGCAAGAACCUGUAACAGACUGGAAUGCUCUUUCAAGAUUGUUUCCACCCAUGUGGUCAUCAGAAAACAGUUUCUCAGGACUUUUUCCUAAAAGUAUUUUGGAAAAUAAAGAUUUGACUAACCUAGUCAGUACGCUGAACCCUUACGAAGAAAACACGAGAGACUCCACAGAGUCAUUAAAGAAAGACCUUGACGAUUUCCGCCUUACAGGAACUUGGCAUGCGCUUUCUGAUGCUUGCACUCAGUCUCCUGAAAAGGUUUUCAGGGAUGCUGUUCCCACAAACAAGGCUUUUAAAAGGAAUGGAAUCAAUCAUCAAGACAGUCUAGAAUAUCAGAACAUACACAGUUACGAUAAGAAGCAAUUAAAUAACGGCAGUGGAAAGAGCCGUACAGAUUUUCACACUUUUUCAUCUCAAGCUAGAAUAAAGGGUAGUACUAAUAAAGAAUAUCCAAAAAUGGAUAAAGCAAGAGGAAUGCUUGGGGGAAAUGAUCCAGAAGGACCAAGCCAGUACUUCAGCCAACUGUGUAAUAAUUCCGAUGGCAUUUGGGACCUAGUGACCGAAGAAAACAACUUGUCCCCUGAAAGAUACACAGAUUUUACCACUGUUAAUGAAUCACAGCAGUUUAGUUUUCCAUCCUUUUACAUUUGUGCAACAACAUCCAAUAAGGAAAAUAGUUUUCCCGAUGGAAUGAAUUCAAAAUGGCAGGAAACCUACCCACAAAACGCACAUCAUAGUAUUAAUACAGAAAUAACCUUUUGUAAUCCUGAAUGUAAAAUCCCUGAACAUCCUUCAAAGGAAUCCUGUAAUUCCUUGCCUCUAAAACCGAUUGAACAGAAUGCAAAUUCAUCUUACAAUGGAUACACCUGGUUGGAUACCAAAAUACUAAAUACAGCGACAGCAUCAUGUGUCACUUACGGGAAGCAAAUGAAUUCUCAGCUGUCUUCAGUUCACUCUUCCGUUGAUCAUUCUGUCGCCCAGCCUUCCUGUCCACAGAUGUCACCUGUGUCGUCUUCAAGAAAAAAUGGGAAAUUGCAGAUGCCCAACAACAUUCCCAGUAGCUCAGGGCUUUCCACCUCCGAAAAGCAUAAGAAACAGAGCCCUAUGAGAUGCUCCCAGAAUGCUUCAUCAGUGACUUCAGAAGGACUCUGUGGUAAAAUACCUGUUAAUGCCUCCCCCAGCUGGCUAUCACAGCAGUGUUCUUCAAACGAGUCUGCAAAAUAUCAUAGAUUUCAUAACAAACAAAGCCAAUACAGUACUAAUGAAAGAACGGUGCAGAACGACAGAAGAGGUAAAAAUAACCGGAUUCUGCACCCAGGCUAUGCAGGCCUAAAUCAAGCUCAGUUUGAUGCCUUGAGAAGAAAACAAGAUCAGAACGGUAGCUUGGCAGACUUCAUCAAUCCUUCUUUCCUUCCUCUUUUCCCGUUAGUGUCUGGCUAUACCCACGCACCGAACUUUCCUCCAUUUAAUUCUCAUCCUUUCCCGUCGCCAGUAAAUGUUGCCUUUUCCCCGUUGCCCUUCCCAUUUUCUGAACUGGUUGACCUCUUUCACUACGAUGAUUUUCACCACUUGAGUCCCUUAAUUACCGACCUCUUCUGCGGAGAUGUAGCUGCACCGUGCUUUGCCUUUCCACCGCCUUUUAACAACUACAGGCCUCCAAAGAAUCGUAGUGGUCCUGCAAACGAGCUCCAUAUUCAUCUAGAAGAAUGUUACGAUCAGUGGAGGGCGCUAGAGAGGGAACGGAAAAAGGCGGAGGCAGAUCUAGCAAGAAACUUCCCAGGGAAGCGAAUAUCCAGUUCAAAUAACACUCCAUUUUCCAAGCUCCCUGCUAAGCCUUCCCGAGUGGAUCGUUUGAUAGUGGAUCAGUUCCGAGAACAGGCGAGAGUGCACACUUUAAUAGGAAAAAUGGGAAGGCUUUGUGGCAUUCCUGUCCAUACCAACAUAGCCGUCACUCUGGCACGUCAUUUGGAAGCCAUCCACGCAACCCAAGCAAGGCGCAAAGAUGAGAUCGUGAAUGCUGCCAAUCCUCAGAGGCAAGGGACAUCUCGUUACAGUAACGAAAAGGAUGUCCUUGCUCUGGCAGCUGCCAUUAAAGAUUUGGCGUUCUCCACACGAAAAACUCGUACAGCUUUAUGGUGCGCUCUUCAGAUGACUCUCCCCAAAACUUCAGCCAGCGCUUCAGUGAAGGAGGAAGACGUCGAAAGGGCGUUGCGGGAGCUCUGUCCUGUCACCGGCCACUUGCAAGGGAAGACCGGUGUGGACCAUGAAGACAAGGAAAACAAGAGAGAGAACCACGAAGAGCCCCAACGAGUCAUCAGAUGAGCGGGUCCAAAAAACAAAUCUUGUAGUCGUGUGGAAAAUGCAUUAGGCAGUCAGCAAGGCUCACUAAUAUGUGAUGUUUCCACUGUUGUGGCUCAAGUUUAGAUAUAUGCAUCUGUGUUAAUAGUGUUGAAGCCUUCUUAAUAUUGGUGGUGUUGUGUUGUGUGCUGUGUAAAAUAGAAAGAUUGACUGAUAAGGAAAGACAAGCAAUAGUAGAUAAUUUUCCUACCCACCAAUCCAAAGCCGGGACUCGUGCCACUGACUGGGAAACCAGUGAACAGCAAAGCUAGUUAAGACAUUUUACAAAUUGAAUAUGUCUUUGCCGUGCUGGUUCAUUCAUUCUUGAGUUUAUAACUACAGAUAUUUGAAGUGCCAAAGGGAUUACUAAAUACUGGUUGAGUGUGUUGUGAAUCAAGUACCAAUAAUGCAUAUUUCGGUUGUAGCAUUGUCAGGAACUGAACUUGAUAAUUGAGCAGUCAGCCAUGAAUGUUGUUUGCAUUACUUGGGUGUUGCCAACCUGAACUUUAAGCUGAGCCAGCUCAGACUUCAGCUUCCCACUCUGGUGGGCUCCUGGUUAAAAUCAGUAGGCUUGAUAACAAGAGCUUAAAUAUGUUGCAGUAAAUGCCGUUUUAUGACGAGCAUUAGCCAGUGAGAUUAACUUGUCCCUUAAAAUUAGUAAUGAUGCCGUAGUGGCUUAAAACUAACUUGGUAUGCACUUAAUGAAAAAUUGGUUAAUGAUUUGAGUAUUUAUUUUAAUGGCUAAUAUAUUUUAAUUUAAUUUUAACAUAUACUUUGAUCAUUUACCAGAUCUAAUAUUCACUCAGGAAGUCUGUGUGUGUUUGUGUGUGUGUGUGUGUGUGUGUGUGAUCUAUAAAAUAUACUCGUAGCUUAUUAUGUUCAUAGAAUAGUUACAUAAGACUAACUCUGUACUAAGUUACCAAAGCAGGCUAAUUUAUUUUUGCAUGAGGAAAUUCUGUGUUUAAUUGCUGUUAGGCUUCAUGCUACGUCUCAGACAAUCAAACAUGUUACAUGCCAUUGUGAAUGUGCAAAAUGAAAAACUGAUGGUGUCCUUCUGUCUAGAUUUUCCCAGACAUUCUUUGGUUUUGCUCAUUGUAAGUACAUGUCUGUCCCCCACCCCUUCCAUAGUGCAAUUAGGGGCAGUUCCACGCAAACAAAGGUGUGUUGCAUGUACACACAAAGCUGUUCCUGACAGUGCAGUGAAUGAAGGAGAGGGGUGCGAGUGCUGGAACCCCUGUACAUGCAAGGAAUCUCUGGAUAAGAUGUUUUGGAUGCUUAGGCACUUAGGAAUGUUAAUAUUAGUCUUACACAAUUAGAAAAUAUCUCUGCAAUAACCAGGUAAAGUGUUUGUUUGUGAAGAGAAGUUACGAGGACUUGAUUGAAAAAUGAGGGAUAUUGGGGGGAAAAACACUCAAAAGGCUUGGAACGAGCUUUACUUGGUGAUAAAUUGGAUACUGUUCUAGGAAACGUAACGAAUAGGUUCUCUGUAGUUAUUCCCAACAGUAUUUGUAUAGAAAUGGUUUAGACUAAAUAUAGCAUGAAGAGGACAAGAAAUUUGAUGUAUUCAAAUACCUCGCCUUCUCCUCCUUCAGUUUGAAUCUUUGAAAGGCACAUUUUUUCUGAAGGGUGCCACAUUCUUACAGAAACGUAUAGUCUAUUCUCAGCCUUAGAUUUAGUUUAGAGAUAAAUGCUUAAGAAAUUAACACUGUGUGUUCAUUUUGCACUUAAUGUCAUGAGGUCAAACGUGUUUUUGUGAAUUAAAAUUAGUUUAUGGUAUGAGGAGAUGAUUGGAUUUAACUCUUGUAAUAUUGCAGUGUUAGAAAUUGUAAUUUUACUGUCUUCUUUCCUGUUUACAAAAUUAUUGUACUUCUCCAGAACUGUGGUGGUGGUAGCACCCUGAGUUCUUGCUUUGUGAGGAAAUUAUUAAAAAUGUGGUUAUAAUUGGUCUUGGUAAUGUGCCUUUAAGAGUCUUAAAAAGGUAAGUAUAACUGUGUGCUCACUUUAUUUUGUCGUAACUGAGCAAUAUAUUUAAAGGGAUUAUAACAAGCUGCAUUUGAUAGCUAAUUGUUUAUGAUAGGAAUGUUUCAUAAUCAAUUUCCAGUACUGGGUUUCUUAGCUUUAGAAUACAUGGGAUGUAUCCGUAAUAUUUUGCCUAUAAAAGCAUCAACUCUCCUCUUAACUGUACUCUCGCUGCAUCUUCUGGCUGUCUUCGGAAAAGGGCAUUGAUUGACGCCUGCCAAAGGAUGAGAACUUUAUGCAUGCGUUGUGUAAGUUAAUUCUCAGCAUAGAGGUUUCAAGUCCCAGCUGCUUUCUACCAGUACGUUUUCUUGUCUGGGAUGUUGUUUUACCUGCCUACAAUUUUGACAGCGGCCUUUCGGUUGACAGUCACACGGCAUUCCUGGCCAUUAAGUUUUGGCCGAGACAUGAUGCGCUUGGGCUCCUAGACCUGAUUGGAUUCAUUAGAUGCUGGAGAGGGAUACUGGCUCAUUGGUUAUAGUGUUGUCUGGCUGGAGAUGUGUAGUAUUUGCUCCACAAGUUAGCAGUGAGGGGGAGGAACUGGACAAUCUGAACAGUCGGCUGACCGAGUUGAAUGUUCCCCAAAAGCUCUGAAAUAUUUUUCUCAUUUUAUUCAAGGCAACACAUUUCCGCUUGUAUUCUGCAUUACCUCAGCCUUGUUAUUUAUGUAGAGAGGUUUAAUGAAGUUUGAGUAAGACCAACCUGAGUGCUACAAGUGGAAGAGGGUGGGGGGGGGCUGUCUUCAUUGUAAAAACCAGUGAUUCCCCUGCCCAACAACACGUUUAAAGAGUGAAUGCUGGUAUGUUGUGAUGUCACACAGAUCUCGUUGGAACUCGGCUUUGCGCACUCAAAUACCUGAUGUGUUAAAUUAUGCAGAAUAGGUAUACAUGGUUAGCUUUUUAUCGUAAGUGCUUUGACAAGAUUUGUGAUAUUUUGUGUGCGUGUUACUAAACUUGUGGAAAGCCAUUCUGUUGUUGUUCUGCGCGGCAGCUGUGGUGGUAAAGUGGAGCCUGGUAGCAGAGACUUAACAGAGCAAUCCUAGGCAGAGUUAUCCCAGUCCAAGCCCCUUGAAACCAGUGGGCUUACACUGGAGUAACUCUGCUUAGGAUUGCGGUGUGAAAGUAGUUCAGUCGGAGCCCAGUAACUAUAUACUUCAGCGUGUGCCGAAUUCUGCUUCUUGUUUUGUUUAUGCAGGAAUGACUGACAACCUGGAGACCACAGUGAACUAUUUCGUUCUAAAGGCUGUUCGGCUUUGCCUUAGAGGGAGUUGGGUGUGAUAUUUCUUCAUGUGGCAACUAGCGCAUUCUAAUUCUCCAGAAAUACUGGCCUACUAUUUUAUAAAACUUCAAUUGAUCAUGCAACCGCCAGAACUGAGUGGUGCUCACACAUGGAUGUGGAAGGACUUGUCUAGGUCAAGUAUGGUUUGUUUCCCCCCUAACCAACCUGCUGGGGCUAUAGUUUCUGUGAAAGCAGAACAAAGCCCCACGAGGCUGUGGCAUGCUGUGGACUUUGGGCAUAUUUUUUACAGUAAAAACAACGGUGGACAAAGCCGGUGUCGUGAUUAUAAAGCCCCAGUUGGUUUUUAGAAUUACUUUUUCAUUAGACCUGAGUACGUUUGGUUAUAAAGCUUUUCUUCUUCUUGAAUGUUUGGUGUCAAGAAAUUUCGGAAAGAAAAGUUGUCUUGGUGGGGGGGGGGGGGGAGUAGGAUGGUGCUUUUAUUUACAGCUGAGUAAAGAACUGUAGGCCCUCAGUUGACAAGCUUGCAGGCUUUUGAGAGUUUAGUGUUUUGGGCUUUGUUUUUAAUCUUUACUUGGUUGGACAGCAACCCGAUUCUUUAGAUUGUUCCUUGCAUGGUUUUUUAUGAGCUUCACUCACCAGCACACUUAACAUUUUUUUUGUAAACCUUUCUAUGAAAUUAUGAAAAUCAAUAGUUGUAUUUGUGAAUGCUUUUGCAAGAGACGCGUGUCGCAUCUUGCCCACUUGGUUUUUAAAGGCUGCGAGUCCUCUUAAUUUUUUUUAAAAGUGUGUGUGCAUUUGUUAUAUAUUAGCAAUACGGUUUGUGAUGAAAAAAGAGGUUACUUACCCAGCUUGUCGACAGGCAAAGAGUUCAUGAGGAACUUUCUGUCAAACAAAUUGACUAUAAUAUGGCUGCUUUGCAGAUAAGCUUUAAUAAUGUUUGUACGUGGUGGCAAAACGGACAAGACUGGCAAGGAAGAGAUUGGAUGUGGGCUGUGGAUCAGCUGGAAGCAGCUGCUGUGUAAGAGACACAGAAAUAGAGCUUUUACUGCAAAACUAAGCAGUUUCCAGUGCUUGUGGGAAGCAAAGCUUGCUUUCUUAUUUUUUAUUAUGGAUAAAGGGAAGACACACACGGUCUGUUUUAAUACAAUCUUUGUAGUACAACAUCUUGUGCAUCGUUACCCAAUUUUGUUGAACUGUAGUAACUUGUACACUGCUAGGGCUGUGUCAAAAAAGCCUCCUUACAAGUAUCUUGAACAGAUAACGUGUUUCUCCGGAGGUCAUUUGCUAUAAGAGACUCGAUCAUUGGUCAAUUUAGGUGCUGAUUCCUUGUGUCUGGAAACAACUGUGGACUUGAAAGCUGCAAAAAUCUCACUUCUACCUCUGUUGUAACUUUCCAGAUGACGAUCAAGUUCAUUCUGUGCUGGCCAGCUGGGGUUGGGGCGUACCUCUGUUAAAUGUUUUGAUUAAAACACCGAUGCCUCGCAUAGGCAGACAUUCAUUUGUGUGAAAUCAUUUAACAUAGAGUAUGUACACUUUCAGAUUACACUAAGAAAACAAUUCGACAGUAGGCAGCUGCUGAACGUUCCAUUGUGAAUCUUAAGGAAAUCAUGGUCAGUAAAACGUUCUCGGGUUGUUUCAUGUGGAUUUUUUCCCUUAUCUAAACUGAUAUGUGCCUGAUUGUUAACCACUAGUAUUCAAUUUUAUUAUUAAUUUUCAGCUGUUUCCCAUGGUAACUUUUUCCUUUCUGUAAUUGUCACUGAAAAUAUCUGUUACAUGUGCUGGCAAACAAUAAAAUAUUUACUA